This is a messenger RNA of Alnus glutinosa, 2410 nucleotides long. RefSeq lists its product as uncharacterized. The coding region runs from base 229 to 2109 and encodes 626 amino acids. The transcript has 15 exons. Gene Ontology annotation, biological process: mRNA processing. Gene Ontology annotation, cellular component: nucleus. NCBI's taxonomy places the organism in Eukaryota, Viridiplantae, Streptophyta, Magnoliopsida, Fagales, Betulaceae. Gene Ontology annotation, molecular function: RNA binding. The record is from RefSeq and is a predicted model, not a curated record.
CCCACCUUCUUGCAAUCUUGCCCUUACGAUACAGCAGAGAAGCCCAUAAAUCUACACUCUCACGCUUCGAGCUCGAAACCUAAGCUUCUUUAAGCUUUGAGCCUCAUACGAAUUGCAAUCUCGCUGUUCUUCAGUCUACGAUUCGAAGCUCUACGUUUCCGUUUUGCUCUGAAGAUAUCAGCAGCAGUAAGCUUUAUCUGUUGUGUGGUUUUGAAGAAGAAAAUUCUGAUGGAUUUUGACGCCUAUGAUUAUUUGGAGAAAACUGUUGAAAACCCUGAGCCCCAUAAAGAGAAGGAAGGUGCUCUUAAUGGUGGUGGUGAAACUGGGAAGUCUGGAGACAAAGAUCGUAGUCGCAGUUCGAGGCAUAGGAGUGAUGAGAGGGAUGAUAAUGUGGAACGCCACUCAAAGCGCUUGAGAUCAGGAGACGAUUCGCGUGAUCGUGAUCGGAAUAGAGAGAGAGGCUCAUCUCAUCAACGCUCGCGGUCCAGAGAUGGAGAAAGGGAUCGACACAGGAGUAGCCGGGAACAUAAGGAUAAGGAGAGAGAUGGGGAUAGAGAUAGGGACAGGGAGGAGAGGAAUGGGAAGGAGAGAGACAGGGAUAGAGAUAGAGAGCCAGAUCGUGAUCAGAACAAAGACAGGAGAGAACGUGGCCGCGAGAGUGAGAGGGACAGGGAGAGAGAGCAGUCACGUCGAAGCGGGAGUCGAUCAGAAAGGCAUCGGAGUGACCAUGACGAAAGAGAGAGGAGUCGUGACGGGGAGUUCAGAGAAAGAGAAAGGGAUAGGGAGUUAAGGGAACGGGAGAAAGAGAGCAGCGUGUCAAUUGCAACUAAGCACAUGAGGAAUCCCACCCAUCUGGUGAAGUUGGGAUCUGAAGGAAAUGAACGAUAUAAAGAGAAAAAGGAGGAAGUGACUGAACCAGAGGCUGAUCCUGAACGGGAUCAGAGGACAGUAUUUGCUUACCAGAUUUGUUUGAAGGCAAAUGAAAGAGAUGUAUAUGAGUUCUUCUCAAGGGCUGGCAAGGUGCGAGACGUACGCCUUAUAAUGGAUCGCAAUUCAAGACGUUCUAAGGGAGUUGGGUAUAUUGAGUUCUAUGAUGCAAUGUCUGUCCCUAUGGCAAUAGCACUCUCUGGUCAGCCUCUUCUUGGUCAGCCAGUUAUGGUAAAGCCAUCAGAAGCUGAAAAGAAUCUGGUACAAUCAACUACAGCUGUGGCUACUGGACCAGGUGGGCUUAUAGGCCCCUAUUCAGGAGGGGCUAGAAGGCUGUAUGUUGGCAAUCUGCAUUUCAACAUGACUGAAGCUGAUCUUCGUCAGGUGUUUGAAGCAUUUGGUCAAGUAGAGCUGGUGCAGUUGCCUCUUGAUGAAACUGGACAUUGCAAAGGUUUUGGCUUUGUCCAGUUUAUACGCCUUGAAGAUGCUAGAAAUGCACUGAGUCUGAAUCAACAAUUGGAAAUUGCUGGUCGGCUCAUCAAGGUUUCAGCUGUUACUGAUCAAACAGGAAUGCUAGAGAUUGGAGGAAAUCCUGGUGACUUUGAUGAUGAUGAAGGAGGUGGCUUGUCACUAAAUGCACGUUCUCGAGCACUUCUCAUGCAGAAGUUGGAUCGCAGUGGCACUGCAUCUAGUAUUGCUAGUUCCGUUGGCACUACUGCUGUCAAUAACACUGGCCUUACUUUACCACCGCCACCUAUCCUAGGACCAGGAGCUACUCCUCUGGUACCUCCGGUGGUUGCUCCCCUCACUUUUCCUGCUCUUGCUGGACUUGGCGCAGGUCUUCAAGUUCCCACUUCUGCAGUGCCAACUAUUGAUACAAUUGGUGUUCCGAGUGAAUGUUUAUUACUGAAGGAUAUGUUUGAUCCAAAAGUUGAGACGGAGCCAGAUUUUGAUUUGGAUAUCAAAGAAGAUGUUCAAGAAGAAUGUUUAAAGUUCGGAAAAUUGAAACAUAUUUUUGUGGAGAAGCACAGUGCUGGUUUUGUGUACUUGCGAUUUGAGAAUACACAAGGUGCAGUCGCCGCACAGCGUGCUCUCCAUGGAAGAUGGUUUGCUGGAAAGAUGAUUACCGCGACAUAUAUGGUACCCCAGGCAUAUGAGACCAAGUUCCCUGAAAGUAGAUAGGAUUGUGGAUUCUGGAUGUACAAUGGGAGUCUAAAAGAGUAGUCCGUAUGCCUAUUGAUGCUGCGUUUUAUUGCUGCCUCUUAAGGGUCUUCAGUUUUGAGUUUUUGUUUUUUUUUGGGGUGGGGGGGGAGGAGGGGAUGCGAGGGAGAGAAGCUUCUGUACAAUAAAUAGUUAUCCUCAGGUGUCGGAAAUGAGUUGCUAAUAGCAGAAGAUUGUGAAAAGAAGUCAAUACUUUUAACAUUGUAUGAAAUUGUUACUGCCUUUUACCAUCAAAAUCUAAGAGUUACUGUUUGGAGGCCAA